Messenger RNA from Melopsittacus undulatus (budgerigar), 662 nucleotides. RefSeq names its product phospholipase A2-like. Gene Ontology annotation, molecular function: calcium ion binding; phospholipid binding. The record is from RefSeq and is a predicted model, not a curated record. Bases 110 to 589 code for a protein of 159 amino acids. Gene Ontology annotation, biological process: phospholipid metabolic process; arachidonate secretion; lipid catabolic process. The transcript has 4 exons. NCBI's taxonomy places the organism in Eukaryota, Metazoa, Chordata, Aves, Psittaciformes, Psittaculidae.
AUAAACCCGGGCAGCGGGCUGGGGAGCUGCUAAGCACAACCGCACUUCGGCUCGCUCGGCAGCCCCGCCGCUGAACCCCGGCGCACCGAAGCGUCACAGCGAUCUGCCCAUGGGCUCCCGCCUGCUGCUGGCACUGCUGCUGCUCCAGGCAGUUUGGAAAGGUGCUCUGGGAAAAUCCCAUUCACUGCAUACCCGAGGAAUCAUUGAAUUGGCAGGAGCUAUAUCAUGUGGCACAGGACGGUCUCCCUUGGCAUAUAUUGGCUACGGAUGCUACUGUGGACUGGGAGGACGUGGCUGGCCUAAAGAUAAAACAGACUGGUGCUGCCACAGGCACGACUGCUGCUAUGACAAGGCAGAGAAGGAAGGCUGCAGCCCCAAGGUGCAGGGCUACCAGUGGGCAUGUGAGCAGAACACCGUGCAGUGCAAUAACCUGACAGACCGCUGUGAAAAAAUGGUGUGCCUGUGUGACCAAGAGGCAGCCAAGUGCUGGGGAACAGCCUCAUACAACCCACACUUCAUCCUCUGGCCAGACUUUUUAUGUGGACGGACUCAUCCCACCUGCCAUUUCGGAUAUCGGGGGCCCGAGUAGGUUUUUUUUAGGACCUUUCUUAUAACCCUUUGAAUCUGAAGGCGCUGGAAUAAAUUUUUACCUUUUUUUACCA